CGUUUCCUGGCCAGGGGCCAGCCUGCAGUGUUGUUCACAGCAAGAAGUCCCUUGUUAGUGCGAGUGCAGGUAGGAGCAGGACAAGCUCCCGGCUGGAAAACCUGAGCAUUGCAGCACAGCCAGUAAGAUGAUCCUGAAGAACUGUGUGGGUUUGAUAACGGGAGCGUCACAAGGGCUGGGGAAGGCGUUCGCUGAAUCUCUCUUAAAGAAAGGCGCACAGGUGGUUAUAUGCGAUAUCAACCAGGCACAAGGUGAAAUCACUAGAGCAGAGUUUGACUUGAGAUAUGGACCUGGAAGAACUUCCUUUAUCACCUGCGAUGUCACAUCAUUGCCCCAACUGAAAGAUGUUUUUAGUCAAACAGUGCAGACGUUUGGAAGACUAGAUGUACUGUGCAAUAAUGCUGGAAUAAACAAUGAAAAUUCCUGGGAAAGGACCAUUUCUGUCAACUUGGUGGCAUUGAUACAAGCAAGUUACCUGGCUUUGGACCAUAUGAGGCGUGAUCGUGGUGGAAAAGGUGGAAGUAUUAUCAACGUGGCUUCCAUGUCAGGUUUUGUACCAGCAGCACAUGCUCCAGUCUACACAGCUUCAAAGCAUGGAGUGCUUGGUUUUACCAGAUCUCUUGCUGAAGCUUCUAGCCUUGGAAAUUAUGGGGUACGAAUAAAUGCACUGUGCCCAAGUUUUGUCAACACUGAAAUUCUUGAGACUGUAAACCGUGAAGAAAAUCUAGGAAUCUUUUAUCAGUUCAAGGACAAUGUCAAGAAUUUAAUGCAGGUCUUUGGAGUGUUGGAACCAUCGGAUAUAGCCAACGGGUUUGUACAACUGCUUGAAGAUGACAACUUGAAUGGAGCAGUCAUGAAAAUUACAACAUCGAAGGGUAUUCAUUUUGAGAACUAUUAGCCAAAACCACCUCUCAAUAUUGGACUAUUGCCAAUUGGCAAGAAAUUUUGGUUGCAAAGUUUCCUAACACUGGUUCCAAAUGUGCACUCCUUUCUACUGCAGUAAAUUGAUAAAAACAAUUGUAUAUAUAAAAAGGCAAUACAUAAAGCUUACAUAUAUAUGGGGAAACAUAAUGUGAUUCAUUCCAGUCUUAAUAUAAACAAUGUAUCAUUGUUAGUCAAUGUCAUUUACAACAGAAAAUUUGUCAUUUUAAAUUAA
This is a messenger RNA of Chiloscyllium plagiosum (whitespotted bambooshark), 1156 nucleotides long. RefSeq names its product 15-hydroxyprostaglandin dehydrogenase [NAD(+)]-like. Gene Ontology annotation, cellular component: cytoplasm. Gene Ontology annotation, molecular function: oxidoreductase activity, acting on the CH-OH group of donors, NAD or NADP as acceptor. The record is from RefSeq and is a predicted model, not a curated record. Lineage: Eukaryota; Metazoa; Chordata; Chondrichthyes; Orectolobiformes; Hemiscylliidae.